UAAGAAAUCUAUCGAAGGGACAGACUCUUAUUAUUCUUGAAAUGAAUUUCAGUGUAAUCAUUGUAAUUUUAUUUGUUAAUAUUUAUAAAUGUAACUCAAAACGAUUUACGAGAUGUCAGCUAGCUUCGGAAUUGUUGAAGAUGAAAUACAUUGAAAAAACAUUUUUGAGUAACUGGGUUUGUUUAGCAGAGAAAGUUAGCAAUCGGGAUACAAAAGCCUUUGUAGUGUCACCGAGCGGCAAGAAGUCUUACGGGAUAUUUCAAAUUCCAAGCCGCUGGUGCAGAGAAGGCAAAAAGGGAGGGGAAUGUAACGUUGCCUGUGAAUCACUCCUCGACGAUGAUAUCAGAGAUGAUACCGCAUGUGCUGUUACAAUAUUUCAUAGGGAGGGUUUCAAGUAUUGGACUAAAUGGGAGAAUAGAUGCAAAAACGACAAAAUGAUUACCACAGAAAUUUACAAAUGUCCAGAUUUGAUUCAUCCACGAUUGAGCCCAGAGCUUAACUCACCGAGUGAAGUUUUGAGAACAAAAAGGAAACAUUCUAGGGUCGGUAUGGAACGCUCCCGUUUUCUUAAUCCUUUUGAAAUAAAGCUUUUAAAUUAAUUGUUCAGUUUUAA
This is a messenger RNA of Danaus plexippus (monarch butterfly), 613 nucleotides long. RefSeq names its product lysozyme-like. The record is from RefSeq and is a predicted model, not a curated record. Lineage: Eukaryota; Metazoa; Arthropoda; Insecta; Lepidoptera; Nymphalidae. The coding region runs from base 42 to 599 and encodes 185 amino acids. The transcript is spliced from 5 exons.